Molecule: messenger RNA, 321 nt
Organism: Plasmopara halstedii
Lineage: Eukaryota; Oomycota; Peronosporomycetes; Peronosporales; Peronosporaceae
Exons: 1
Coding region: 1-321 (106 amino acids)
Source: RefSeq, a predicted model, not a curated record
AUGACCUUGAAUAUAGAAAUAUGGCUGAUAAUAACGCGUUGUCACCGACCCUCGAUAGAUAUGGUUACAAAUGGAUCACAUCGUGACUAUGCUUUGGAAUAUUCCGAUCGUAAAAUGUAUUUUGACGCAGCUCUAACAGCUCUUAGGCAUAAGCUUGCAGCUAAGUCUUGGUGUAAAGCGCUUACUAUUAAACCCAACAAGGCUCUACUAUCGUUUAUGGCUAGAUUAGCAGCGGUGACAUCAGUCGUUGCACUCUUUAAAAUGAAUUGUGGUAUGGUGAAAGUGCCUAUGACUAUAUGGCUCAAUAUGAGCUCCAACUGA